AUGAUCAGUGACGGAAGACCGGGGAUGCUGAUGACGAUCGAAACUCCGAUCGCUGUAUUCAGCAUAGCCAUGCAGAGAGGACGGCCGAGGCGAUCGAUUGAGAAGCAUUUGAAACGAAGUUUCAAUCUUCUUGAACAACCGAGAAUGGUGAAUCUGAGUGUCCUGGAGAGCGGUGAUCGACGCGACGACGGAACUCAUUUGCGCAUCCACUGA
Messenger RNA from Linum trigynum, 213 nucleotides. Lineage: Eukaryota; Viridiplantae; Streptophyta; Magnoliopsida; Malpighiales; Linaceae. The record is from the annotation of a GenBank genome assembly.